Messenger RNA from Blastomyces gilchristii SLH14081, 885 nucleotides. RefSeq names its product protein bcp1. The record is from RefSeq and is a predicted model, not a curated record. Lineage: Eukaryota; Fungi; Ascomycota; Eurotiomycetes; Onygenales; Ajellomycetaceae. Gene Ontology annotation, cellular component: nucleus. The transcript has 3 exons. Bases 1 to 885 code for a protein of 294 amino acids.
AUGCGCAAGCGAAAGCAAUCAAAAGACGGUGACGUGGAAAUGGGAAACACAACCCGCGCCUUGGGUGAAAACGAUAGCAGCAGCGAAGAUGAGAUGGAUAUAGUGAAUGUUGAAUUCGAGUGGUUCGAUCCACAACCAGCAGUAGAUUUCCACGGCCUCAGAAAUCUGCUCCGCCAGCUACUAGACAACGAUGCGCAACUAUUCGACCUCUCUGAAUUGACCGAUCUGAUACUAUCGCAACCACUGCUAGGCUCGACAGUGAAGGUUGAUGGCAAUGAAGGUGAUCCAUUUGCCUUCCUUACAGUGUUGAAUCUACAGCAGCAUAAGGACGUACCAGUUAUAAAAGACCUAACAAGCUACAUCCAACGAAAAUCCUCCUCCUCUCCCAAACUCUCCCCCUUAGACAACCUCUUAACGCAACCAACACCCCCUGCGAUCGGACUGAUAUUAACAGAACGACUAAUCAACAUACCCGCUGAAGUCGUCCCACCUAUGUACACCAUGCUUCUAGAGGAGAUAGCCUGGGCCCUCGAAGAAAAUGAACCCUACAACUUUACACAUUACCUAAUCUUAUCACGGACUUACGAAGAAGUCAAAUCGAAACUGGACGAGGAGGACGACCGGCCACAAAAGAAGAAGAAGAAAGGCGCAGACGAGAAGAACGAGAUAUUCUAUUUCCACGCGGAGGAUGAGCUGUUGCAGAAACAUGCGUUAUGCUAUGGGGGAUAUGAGUAUACCCGACAACAGGAGGAAGGGGCGUCAGAUUCCAAGCGCGCGUUUCAUGAGUAUGGCGUGCGGCCGCAGGGCCAUUUGGUUUUAAUAGAAGCGGCGAAGUUUGAAGCGGCCGUGAAAGAUUUAAAGGAGUAUCUAAACCCGUCUUCUUGA